AUGUCUGCGAGGGAUUACAGACAAGAUCCAUUUAAUAGGAUAAGAGGGCAGACAAUGAAGCUUAUAAUGAAAAUGAUGGCUAGGGAAGGUGAUCGUUUGUCUGCAGCCAUGAUUGUGAAGGAACCAUGGGUUGUGCAACCCAACAGAUUUUUUGACAAGUCUGGGCUCUGUGGAGAUCCUUCUGGGCUAUUUGACUUGAUUCCACAUGAAAGCAAAGUAGCACUUCACUUCACUCAACCUGGUGAAGUACAUAAAGCAUCGGGAACUUACUUCAUUUCUUCCCAGACUGGAGGAGUCAGGGGAGGAGAUGUCCACAGACUAUAUACCAAGAAAGGAGAUGGCAAGUCUAUUGUAAAGGAGGUGUGUGAAGCCCUUGGUGUAAUGGUGGUUCCCUACAAAGAUGUUGGAGAGUCCGUAGCGUUUUCUACAAUUGAUUCCAAAAGGUCUGUGCUUUCUGGAGAAAUUGGAAUCAAGAAAUUAAGCGAAAACUACUGUGUAAUUAUCUGUAGAACAAAAGGAGAUAGCCGGGAAUUCGAGAAAUUUGUAAAAAUGCUUGUGGACCUGACUGGAUAUAGUAGCAAGGAGUAUCUGGAUAUAAUUAUAUAA
This is a messenger RNA of Encephalitozoon romaleae SJ-2008, 606 nucleotides long. Its product is annotated as CHK1-like Ser/Thr protein kinase. NCBI's taxonomy places the organism in Eukaryota, Fungi, Microsporidia, Unikaryonidae. The coding region runs from base 1 to 606 and encodes 201 amino acids. The record is from RefSeq and is a predicted model, not a curated record. The transcript has a single exon.